CUCAAGAAGACUCUCUUUUGUGCCACUCAUCCGUCAAAGGAGGCAGACCUCUACUGCGAGACGUGUGACGAGUUGAUAUGUCGAGACUGCAUCGUUCGUGUUCAUCGUGACCACCAGUACGAUCUGGUGCCCGAGUCGUUUGCCAAGCAAGAGAAAGUGAUCGUGGACUCUAUCAAGCCAGUGGAAGAACAGAUUGCUACAUUAGAAAGAGCCGUUGAGUCGGUGGACACUCGAUGUGCUGCAGUCGUAGAACAGAAGACGGCUGUGGUGGCAGAGAUCCGGACUGCCAUGGCACACCUGCGACAAGCUCUAGAGGCGAGGGAGACAGAGCUGGUGGGUCAAGCUGAGCAGACGGCACAGCAGAAACUGAAGACCUUGGCAGCACAGCGAGACGGGUUUGAACUGCAACUGGGCCAGCUGAGGAGCUGCCAGGACUUUGUGGAGGAGAGCCGACGUACUUGCAGCCAGGGGGAGAUUCUGAGGAUGAAGAGUCCUCUCGUGAAACAAGUCAACGACCUGACAGGCAGCUUCAAGCCAGAGACAUUGGCUCUUGCCGAGCAAGCCGACAUGGUGUUUGCUCACAGUCUGCCUGAGCUUGUGACAUCUUGCCAGCAGUUUGGUAAGGUGUACUGUCAUCCAGUGUGCCCUGAGAAGUGUCGAGCUUCAGGUGUGGGCAUCAAGGUAGCCACAAGAGAGCAAACAGUGGCUGUCUCUGUAGAGGCUUUAAAUAGGGAGGCAGAAGCCUGCUUCAAACCUGUAGACAGCUUGAGGUGUGAGCUAGUUGCUAGCGAUGGCAGCAGUCGAGUCAGGGGCACUGUGAAGAGAAGAAAUCAGAACAUCUACGACAUCAGCUACCAGCCUCAGGUCACUGGAGAACAUCAACUACACAUUCUAAUAGAAGAGCACCCGAUCUUGAACAGUCCGUUCACUGUCACCGUUCUACCCAACUUCACUGCCCCAGCCAGCAUCAUUGGAGGCCUCAGCUAUCCAUGGGGUAUAGCUGUGAGGGAGGGAGGUGAGGUUGUAGUAACAGAACGGAGUAGUCACUGCAUAUCAAUCAUCAGUGGAAAUGGAGAGAAGAAAUCAUUUGGUACUUGUGGCUCAGGUCCUGAUCAGUUCGACCGUCCUGAAGGUGUAGCAAUAGACAGCAAAGGAAACAUUCUUGUGGCUGACUGUUGGAACCAUCGUAUUCAGCAGUUUUCAUCCACUGGCAACCACCUCAGAACAGUCGGUACCCAGGGCAGUGGACCUCUUCAGUUCCAGUGUCCACCAGGCAUUACAGUUCAUCCUCACACUGGCAAGGUGUAUGUUGCUGACAGGGGCAACCACAGAAUUCAGGUCUUCACAGUCGAUGGAGUCUACUUGAGGCAGUUUGGGAAGAAGGGAGAAGGAGAGGGAGAACUAAACGUCCAGUCAGUAUUGCUAUUGACUCUGGCAAUGUAGUGUAUGUUGGUGAACUGGGGAACAAUCGUAUAUCAAUAUUCUCUACUGAUGGAGAGUUUAUCAAGUCAUUUGGAAGAGAGGGAAAAGGUCCUGCGGAGUUUGAUCGUCCAUUUGGACUAGCAGUAGACAAGAAAGGAACACUGUAU
This is a messenger RNA of Geodia barretti, 1589 nucleotides long. Lineage: Eukaryota; Metazoa; Porifera; Demospongiae; Tetractinellida; Geodiidae. The record is from the annotation of a GenBank genome assembly.